This is a messenger RNA of Nothobranchius furzeri (turquoise killifish), 1192 nucleotides long. NCBI's taxonomy places the organism in Eukaryota, Metazoa, Chordata, Actinopteri, Cyprinodontiformes, Nothobranchiidae. The record is from RefSeq and is a predicted model, not a curated record.
AUGGACCAUAGUCAGAAGCUUAUCAAAGAUGCCAACGGAGGAACAGAUAUUCUGAAAACUUCCCACGGCCCCUGGAUACAAAAAGACUGGUUGAUCAAGACUUCAGUGUUCUGUUUAAUGAAGACACCUCCUCCAGACUGUUGCAGAAGUCGGAUGGGUUCUUCAAGCCAAAUGUCAUCAAGGAGGCAAAGCGGCUCACUUCAACACCUGAGUUAUGAAGUUUGGUCCACCUACGACCAAGAAAUAGCCUCCUUGUUGCUGCUCAGACAUCUCCUUCCAUCACCACCAGGAGGACAGAGGUCUCCCAGAAUCAGUGCCUGUGAUGCAGUGGAGAGACUUGUUGUCUUUCAUAAGUCCUGCUGCAGUUUGGAGGAACAUCUCCAGAGUCAGCUGGGUCGGCAGCCAUACCUCCUUGUUGUUGGGCGUCAGAGGAGCAAGAUUGAAAGCUUCUACAUUGUCAUGGAUAAGAGCCUCAUCCCAUGCCAGGCUAACCGAUCUCUUGGAGCAUUUGAUGAGUUAUUCAAAACACACUUUGUGUUUAAUGUCUCUUAUGACGCUGCACUGGUGAGUUUUUAUACAUUUCUCCAGACAACAGUGUAUAACAUUGAUGUAGUCAAAAUGAAGGAGUCACCCAGAGUUAGGGACUUGAGAGCGAGGCUGCUUAACCAGUCAGUUGUGCUCUUCUGUGAGUAAGUCAGGCUAAACAAUAUGUUGACCGGUUUUAUGUGUCAGAAACUGAUUCCAAGCAGUCAGCUGUUGAUUUCACAUUUAAGAGUUGAGCAUAGCUACUAUGCUAGGCCAAAGUUUAAAUUAUUUUGCUCUCAGCAAGGCUGCAGGCAUCAGUUCCUGACAUACGCAGGUUUUCGUAGGCAUCUUAAUAGUGUUCAUAGUGAUGUUAAGCAAGUUUCACAAAGUUCAGCUAUUGCAGGUUCACCAUAGCCUAGUGAACUAGACCAAAUUCUUGCUUUGCAAAGAAUGGUCUAGGCAUGCUCCAUUGGAACCUCUGCAGCUCCUACCAGGACUCUGGCUAGCCAAUCACAGCUCUCUAGAGGGGUUUCAAACACAUAAAGAGCUGUGAUUGGUCCAUAAUGGUAGGCCAGUCAUAGUGCUCUAUCUGCUUAGUGAACAAAUCACAGAGCUUUAUCCGCUUUGUGGGCCAAUCAGGGCACUCUAUAUGCCUGGUGGGUGGGAU